Suillus paluster is the source of this 1782-nucleotide messenger RNA. Its product is annotated as glycoside hydrolase family 16 protein. The record is from RefSeq and is a predicted model, not a curated record. Bases 390 to 1649 code for a protein of 419 amino acids. Lineage: Eukaryota; Fungi; Basidiomycota; Agaricomycetes; Boletales; Suillaceae. Gene Ontology annotation, biological process: glucan catabolic process. Gene Ontology annotation, molecular function: hydrolase activity, hydrolyzing O-glycosyl compounds. The transcript is spliced from 6 exons.
ACAAAACUACAAUGACAAUGACUGCUCUGACCUUCCUGCCUUCAAACUCCCGCUAUUCUGUUUUUCGUCUGUUACUUUUGACUUCUCUUCAUUUUAGACUUGCACCGGACGGUUGAUCCGUUCUACGACUACGCCUGACCUGCCUCGUGUUUUAGGUCCAUCAAUUCAAGCCCCUUCCAAGUGAAGUAGGCCUGAAGUUUUCAUUUUCCAAAUCGAAUAAGAACGGACUAUCGCGUGCUUUCCUGCCUUGAUAAGUAAUUUUUCUUCCCCGUUCACGCAUUGGAUCGUGGCCCGGUGCUUCGAUCAUUCGUGAACUCUUUUAUUCGCAGACAACGUCAAGUUCGCUAGAGCUCCACACCCCCAUCUAAUUACCGUCCUCACGACUUGCCAUGUACACUUUCUUUCCGCUCCUUGCACUAGCACUCGCCCCCGCGUCCCUGGUCGAAGGGAAGGCAUCAUUCCUAUCCCAUGCGCACAAGGUCGCCGUCAAGCAUAGCGGUGGCCUCGCGCGCGACCUCCGCGUGGCGUUCGGUGGCGUCUUGGUGACACAGCCUACCACAUCGAAUCAGAAUGUCUACUGCGUUAGCUCAGAUGGCGUAGGCGUCAGCGUGCCUUCCUCUGGAAAUUCCACUUCAUCUACUUCAACCGCGAAAGGAAACGCGACUGCAACGGGAACGGGAACGGGAACGGCUGCGCCGUCAAGCACAAGCGUUGCAUCGUCACCUUGGAAAGUCGUACAGAACUACAGCGGGCAAACGUUUUUUAAUGGCUGGAGCUUUUUUACCACGGCGGACCCGACAAACGGGAAUGUCCAGUACGUGGAUCAAGGCACAGCUCAGAGCGCAGGCCUUAUCGAGAUAAACUCGAAUGGGAACGCUGUAAUGCGCGUUGAAACAACGCCACAAGUACAGACCAAUCGGCAGAGCGUGCGGAUCACCACUGAAGCCACUUUCGAUGGUGGCUUGGUUGUAAUGGAUGCAGUGCAUAUGCCUACUGGAUGUGGAACAUGGCCUGCCUUUUGGACAAAUGGCCCUAAUUGGCCAGCGGGAGGCGAGAUUGAUAUCGUGGAGGGCGUGAACAACUACACGAAUAAUCAGGCGACGAUUCACACUAACCCAGGAUGCACAUUACCCUCCACCAGCAGCACCCAGCUAAACAUGUCUGGCACAUUGGUUGCAUCCACCGAUUGCUCAGCAUCUCAGACUGGUAACCAGGGGUGCGGAAUUCGUUCUACCCUGAGCAAUUCGUUUGGGUCUGGGUUCAAUGGAAUUGGUGGCGGUGUCUAUGCUAUGCUCUGGGAUAUCACCGGCAUCAAAGUAUACUUCUUCCCUCGUGGAUCGAUACCAGCAGAUAUCACUGCAGGAGCACCUCAGCCUCAGAAUUGGCCGGCUCCUAUGGCCGACUGGCCCUCAACGGAUUGCAAUCCAUACCAGUUCUUCAAUACCCAUUCCGCUAUUUUCGAUACCACGCUUUGCGGUGACUGGGCCGGCGGCGUAUGGAGCGGCACAGGUGUGCCUGGCCAAAGUGUGAGCUGCGCACAAGAGACUGGUUUCUCGACGUGCUCGGCUUUCGUCCAGGCUAGUGGUGCCUCGUUCAGCGAAGCUUACUGGGAAGUAUCCAGCGUUCAUAUCUACCAAGACUCGUCAUGAAAUAUUCACGAAACUGGAGGAAACACAUUUGGAUCUAUCGAUGUAUUUACUAGGGGUAUUUUGCUGUAUUGUAGCUCCACGUAUGAUGCGAUAUACACGGUCGCACACGCUAGCCAUAGUUCAUGUUAUUUAU